CCUCUGACUGCGGCGUUAUGGCUUUGCACACUGAGGACUACACUUCCCAGCGGCGCCCGGGACUGGAGUAUAAAUUCCUAGCGGAAAGUUCUGCAUCCAGCAGAACCUGGACUGUGAGGCGCCAAUGCUUGAACCGCCCAGCUCUCUGGGAGGACUCCUAGUUCCAGGCGUGGUGGGAAGUUGUGUUCUUCGGGUCCAGCGCUGAGAGCACGGCUCCCUGUGGAGAGGACUCUGAACAGUCGGCUUCCGGCUUUUAGUUACAGUUCCUUGAGGCCUCUGGGCAUCUCCUAGGACGGUGGCAAACAAGUUAACUUCGGGGUCCUGGGACACUCUGGUGGAGGACCGCCCCGCCCUUUCCCAAACUGUGGGUUACAAAUCCCAGAAGCCUCCACAGUCCGUAACCUGUUCUCAAUUCCCAGCAGCCACCUAUUUUUGCUGUCCGGACCUGUCGGUUCGCCCAGGUCCUCAGAGAAAGCUCAGGCGCACUGAGCUAUCAAAACUGAGCUGCAUCGAAGGCAUGGAAUGAGACGGCAAAGAAGACUGUCGAGCCGGCCAGACCCUAGCUGGAAUUUUGCUCUUCUGGACUACAUUUCCCUGACGGCCUCGCGGCAUGAGCCAUUUCCAGCUAGACUUGGCUGGCCGGUGGUGAGUUUAAAGGAGUUCGGACACAAAGCGUAGGUGUGUCCUGGGCGGCCUAGCUCACUAAUUUGCUGCGGAUCCGAAGAGACUGGCGUGCGAAGACUACGGAAAAGUGGACAUUAAGGACCCCUGGGGCGGGACAGGAAUCAGAACUGGAGAAGAACUGCUGUGCAUCAGAAGUCAUGGCGGAGGGCUUGAAGUUCAAAGAUGUGGCCAUUUUCUUCUCUCAAAAGGAGUGGGAAUGCUUGCACUCUGCUCAGAAGGAUUUAUACCGAGCUGUAAUGUUGGAAAAUUAUAACAACUUGAUCUUACUGGGACUUUCUGAUUCUAAGCCGGAUGUGAUCUCCUUAUUGGAACAGGGGAAGGAGCCCUGGAUUGUUAAAAGGAAGGAGACAAAAGAGUGGUGCCCAGAUUGGGAAUCCAGAAGAGAAACCAGGAAUUUAUCUCCAAAGGAGGGCUGUUGUGAAAUGAAAUCAUUGCAACCAGAGAUAAAAACACCUAUAAGGUCUAACCUUGUGUGCGUUAGGGUCAGAGAUAAUAGUGAAAUCAAAUGCUAUCUGGAGACACAACAGGAUGGACAUUUCAAACCAGCUCUAAUAACCUCUGAAGAAAUGUCUGUUUUCAUUCAAAGCACAGUUUAUAGAGUACCUCAGAUAAUUCACACUGGGAGGAAGUCAUGUGAAUACAAGGAAUGUAAGGAAAUUUUCACGUACCAAUCAGACCACAUUCAACAUGAAAGCAGUCAUAAUAAGGAAAAAAACUCUCAAUGCAGAGAAUGUGGAAAAGCCUUAAAUAGUAGGUCAGACUUGAAUAAGUGUCAGAGAAUUCAUGAAAGAAAAGAAAGUAAUGAAAGUAAUAAACAUGCCUUUAUACAUGAUUCUGAAAUUACUGAACCUCAGAGCAUUAAUACUGGUGAGAAGGUUCUUAAAUGUAAAGAAUGUGGGAAAACCUUUCCUUCUAGCUCACAGCUUAUUAAACAUCAAAGGAUUCAUAUUGGUGAGAAACCCUAUGAAUGUAAGGAGUGUGAGAAGGCCUUUCCAACUACUUCACAACUUAAUUUACAUCAGAGAAUUCAUACAGGUGAGAGAUACUAUGAAUGUAAGGAAUGUGGAAAAGCUUUCACCCGUCCCUCACACCUUUUCCGACAUCAGAGGAUCCACACUGGUGAGAAACCCCAUAAAUGCAAAGAAUGUGGUAAAGCUUUUCGUUAUGACACACAACUUAGUCUUCAUCAAAUAAUUCAUACUGGUGAAAGACGCUAUGAAUGUAAGGAAUGUAGAAAGGUAUAUAGCUGUGCCUCACAACUGAGUCUACAUCAAAGAAUUCAUACUGGUGAGAAACCUCAUAAAUGUAAGGAAUGUGGGAAAGCUUUUAUCUCUUAUUCACAUCUUAUUCGACAUCAGAGUGUUCAUACUGGUGAUAAACCAUACAAAUGUAAGGAAUGUGAGAAGUCCUUUCGUCGUGGCUCAGAACUUACUCGACAUCAAAGAGCUCACACUGGUGAGAAACCCUAUAAAUGUAGGGAAUGUGAAAUGACCUUCACUUGUAGCACAGAACUUAUUCGACAUCAAAAAAUUCACACUGGUGAGAGACCCCAUAAAUGUAAGGAAUGUAAAAAAUCUUUUAUUCGAAGGUUAGAACUUACUCAUCAUGAGAGAACUCAUAAUGGUGAAAAACCAUAUGAGUGUAAGGAAUGUGGAAAGGCCUUUGGUCGUGGCUCAGAACUUAGUCGACACCAGAAAAUUCACACUGGUGAGAAACCUUUUGAAUGUAAGCAUUGUGGAAAAGCCUUUAUUCGUGGCUCACACCUUAGUCAACAUCAAAAAAUUCAUGCAGGACAGAGGAAUGAAUGAAGGUAUGUGAAUAUUCAGAAUUUAAUUGACAUCUGAAAUUCUUACUAGGAAAAUAGAAACAAACAAACCCCUACAAUUAUAAGGAAAGUGGGGAAGUAUUUAAGGAUAACAGCUUAAUGUCAAGAGUUUGUACUGUUAAUGUAAAGUGUUUAAGGGCCAGAAUGUUAGGAAUUGGGAGGGUUUAUUUGUGUUUCAGAAUCCCUUUGCUAACAGAGAUCAAUUGGUAAAAAAAACCUCUAUGAAUGCAAG
Molecule: messenger RNA, 2741 nt
Organism: Phyllostomus discolor (pale spear-nosed bat)
Lineage: Eukaryota; Metazoa; Chordata; Mammalia; Chiroptera; Phyllostomidae
Product: zinc finger protein 568-like
Exons: 5
Coding region: 822-2492 (556 amino acids)
Biological process (GO): regulation of transcription by RNA polymerase II
Molecular function (GO): RNA polymerase II cis-regulatory region sequence-specific DNA binding; DNA-binding transcription factor activity
Source: RefSeq, a predicted model, not a curated record